GGUCAGGAGUGAAGUGUGAAUACCGCUAAUUUCAGUGCAAUAAAAAUCGUACGAAUAAUCACAUCUUCCAUUGAAGACUAUUCCAUAUCGAAGUGUGCGGAUAAAUCUGGGGAAUUGUGCAAUGAACAAAACUAAAGCUACUCUGGCGAUGGAGAUUCCCCGGAAAUUGGAUAAGAUGACGAAGAAGUGCAAGCCUCAAUUCAACCUCGACUACUCGUACUUCAAAACCGCGAUGUCAAAGCGUCGAAGAACAGCGGCAACUCGAGAGCUGACAAAAAUAGCUUACUCGAUGCCGCACAGCGUGAUAUCAUUAGCGGAGGGGAUGCCGAACGAGGAAACUUUCCCUAUCGCUGAAAUUUCCCUCAAGUUGGUUGAUGGCACGAGUCUCGUUCUGGAUGGUGAUGAACUUGGGGUUGCACUCCAGUACAUUCCGAGUCAGGGAUAUCCACCGCUUGUUGAGGCAAUGAGAGACUACCAAAAGAGAGCGCAUAACCCCCCGCUCUGGGAGAGUCGAGACAUUGUAGUGGUGGCAGGAAGUCAAGAUGGUUUGAGCAAAGCUUUGGAAGCCAUCAUCGGACCCGGGGACCCGAUCCUCGUGCAGGAUCCCUUCUACCCGGGAGCUAGUGUUGUUCUUUCUCCGCUGCAAGCCGAGAUAAUUCCCGUCAAGCAGGACAAGCUCGGCAUCAUCCCGGAGAAUCUCCGAGAGACCCUGAUAAAGAGGGAAUCCGAGGGAAAAGAGAUGCCAAAGUUGAUGUACAUCAACGCAUCUGGGGCAAAUCCGACGGGUACAGUCAUCCCCUUGGACAGGCGGAAGGAGAUCUACAGAAUCGCCUGCGAAUACAAUUUCCUCAUUCUCGAUGACGAUCCGUAUCACUUCAUGUGCUUCGACGAGCAGCCGAAGACCUUUCUGUCCCUCGACACAGAGGGCCGAGUAAUCCGAUUAGAUUCAUUCUCGAAGGUCCUGGCCAGUGGCUUGAGACUGGGUCUAAUCACAGCAGCAACUCCCCUCGUCGCAAGCAUAGAACUACACAUGCAGAGCAGUCAUCUACACGCAUCAACGUUAUCACAGGUCCUGUUUUAUAAAAUGUACAAGACCUGGGGAUACAAAGGCUUCAUGAAGCAUUACGCUUUCAUCAGGUCGUUCUACAAGGAGCGACGGGAUAAGAUGAUGGAAUUCGCAAGGAAGCAUCUCAAAGAUUUGGCCGAGUUUGAUGUACCGAGCGGUGGAUUCUUCUUGUGGAUCAAGGUCAAAGGAAUUGAAGACACCUGGAAAAUGGUCAUGCAGAAUGGGGUGAAGAACGGCGUUUUGCUGGCUCCGGGUGCUGCUUUCAUGGCAGAUCCUUCGGAGUCUUGCAGCGCCAUCCGUGCAAGUUAUGCUAAAGCUUCGUAUGAGGAGAUGGAAUUGGCAAUGGAGCGGCUCUCACGGCUCAUAAGGGAAGAGUUGCGGUUGCGGGCCGAUGAUAACACGUAACCACGGAGUCAUCUGAUCAUCAAUAGAUGAAGAUACUUCUGGGAUAAACACACGUGCAGUGAUAACUGUCCGUCAGUAUCUUGACGCAAUCUAGGGGGAAUUAGAUGCAGCGACUAUAGAUAAUAUUGUAAUCUUAGGAGAUGAGAGCUUUCGGGGCCUACAGAGAGAAUUUAAUCAUUUCGGGUAACGAAUUUCUAGUAUAAAGGAAGACUGUAAAUGCUUGUCGAGACAAUUUGAGUCUUGCUGGUAACACCUGGUGAGAGAAACUGCAGGAAGUAAACCUUUGGCAUGGGAAAUAUA
Messenger RNA from Diachasma alloeum, 1771 nucleotides. Its product is annotated as kynurenine/alpha-aminoadipate aminotransferase, mitochondrial. Gene Ontology annotation, biological process: biosynthetic process. The transcript has 8 exons. The coding region runs from base 122 to 1471 and encodes 449 amino acids. NCBI's taxonomy places the organism in Eukaryota, Metazoa, Arthropoda, Insecta, Hymenoptera, Braconidae. Gene Ontology annotation, molecular function: pyridoxal phosphate binding; L-kynurenine:2-oxoglutarate transaminase activity. The record is from RefSeq and is a predicted model, not a curated record.